Punctularia strigosozonata HHB-11173 SS5 is the source of this 3339-nucleotide messenger RNA. RefSeq lists its product as uncharacterized. Gene Ontology annotation, biological process: telomere maintenance via telomerase. The record is from RefSeq and is a predicted model, not a curated record. Gene Ontology annotation, molecular function: telomeric repeat DNA binding. The coding region runs from base 1 to 3339 and encodes 1112 amino acids. Gene Ontology annotation, cellular component: telomerase holoenzyme complex; chromosome, telomeric region. The transcript is spliced from 6 exons. Lineage: Eukaryota; Fungi; Basidiomycota; Agaricomycetes; Corticiales; Punctulariaceae.
AUGAACACUAUACGACACUGGAUAAAAGACUACGUUAUCUCAGUUGCAGAGAAACAUGGGGGAAACCUAAGCAGUGUUCCAGUACACGACAAAUCCGGGAAAGCGCAGCUGAUCCAGGCAUGCCUUUUUUGCGCAUUUUUCAACUCUUCCGAAUCGCUCGAUUCUUCAAGAUCGACGCCCGAACCCACCGCAGUCGAGCCAAUAUGGGCCGUCAUCUCGGACAAGGAGCACACCAUACCGGUGCGCUUGACGCAGGAAGCCGUAGAACAUCACAACAUGACAGACCUCACCAAGAACCGCCUGACGAAACAUCGGGGCGCCGUCGUCCGCGUCAAGUCGUUCAAACUCGUGUUUCGGCGCCGGCCAUUGGGCGGACAGCAGAAGGGGAUGACCGCCGAGCAAGUAAUAACGCUCGAUGUCGACGCCAUCGAGGUCAUCGGGAGCUCGGAAGAGGCGGUUUUCGGCGACCCGACCGAAAUCAGCUGCGACCCGCUCGUCGCGCGGUGGAUACAAGGCCUCCGAGAUGGCGGAGGUGGAGGGAACGUGCUCAAAUUGGAGAAGGUGGCUGGCAUCUCCGCGACAGCAGCCGCCGGGCAACAGACACGCGUUAAGCUCCCACCUGGGACCACAGCUGAAUCGCCCAGGAAGCUCGCAGCCAAGAAGCACACAGCUGCUCCGGCUAUUUCGACAUCUGCGACCACUACAAAUGGAGGGCGGAAACUGGACAAACCCAAUCCGCUAGUAAGAGAUCUCGAACGGCCCUUCCGAAAGUACCUAAUGCCAGAGAAUCGGCAAAAAUAUUCUGAAAUCCCUAAGGAGUAUCUCAAGGCGCUAGCAAAUAUCCCAGAUCCUUCGUCGAUUUCAACUAUCCAGGAAAUCAUGAAUUUCGUAUCAGAGACGGCAUCCAAGCCCAAAGAGCAUUCCGAGCCACAACCGCCCCCGCAGUCAACCAUUUACGCGGGUAGCGAAGACCCCAGAUUUGACGCAAGAUCGAAACCUCACGAGGAUCCCGUACCGGAUCAACCCCUACCGUCAACCUCUUAUAUCGCGGACAGCCCCAGGGAUGCAACAAAGUCGGAUUCCCAAGAGCGUCUUGUGUCACAACAACCCGUGCCAUCGAUGUCUUCGUACCUUACAGCUAGUCAAACGAAGGCGGACGGUAGCAUGCAAACCACUGAUUUGCAUCCUAUGACGACGCCAGGACCCCGUGGAAGGGCGAUGGAUGGGCAGUCCAACGUGCCGAAGAUUGUACAAACCAGCUCUACAGAUCGCAUGUACAGUGCGGCAAAGUCAACAGUCAUCCCUGACGCUUUGCGCCUGGACGAGACUCCUGACGCUACGCAAUUCGUUUCGAAAAUCGGCAUAACACAGCCUGGACAGUCCCAACCUACACCAUCACUGGUACGUCAGAGGACACCGAGCGAAUGGGCGUCCUCUCCGCCUCGUAGCCCGAAGCGCAGAAAAGUGACCCCGUUGGAUCCUAAUUCUGCAAUGGACGACGAUACCGCGGACACAGGAGAAGGAGACACCCCACAAUCUGCAAAACCCACGAACGACAUCCUCUCUUUAUCUCAGCUCUCUCAGGACAGCGCCGAGAGCGAUGAAGAGGACAUCGCGUCGAUCUUCGAGUCCUCUUCAUCCCCCGUCCGCGUCGCCGGUCGCGCUCGCGACCCAACCUCCCCGUUCUAUCCGGAUCCCGGAAAUCAGGACACUUGCACAAGGUCUUUGUCCUACCCGCGCCCGCUAGCCCAGCUGCCGCGCGAAGAGGUUUCGACACCGAGUUCGCCCCCUCCGCACGCAUCGAGCACAGAGAUAAGCCACCGCGAUGGACCCCCCGCCGAAGCUUCCAUGCCAUCCCAGGCAAUCAGCGGCUCUUCCGUGAAAAGCCAGGAAUCGGAAGCACAGGAGACCGCAGCAGAGUCCGUGUCGUCCGCUACUCGUAGAGUGCGCGAGCGUGCCAGCGCGCUUUUGACGCCCGGCAGCUCGCCGCUUCCGAAGGGAAAGGUGCUUGUGCCCGCUUCGGACACGUCAGCGAGCAUCUCGCAGAAUCAAAGCCAAAAUCGACCCGCCCCAGGGCCCCAGAACGUGGCGUCCGCUCAUGCGGCCGGCACAUCGGACGAAGGGACAAACCAGCAUCCGGAACCGGAUGCCAAGCAGAACAGACAACCGAAAACUCGCAAAGAAGAGCUACAUCUCGGUCUAGACGUAUCAUCUGCUGGCGUUGGAGAUUUAGCUACCCUGCUCAGCGUUGCGGUUGUGGACGAUGUGAAGGACCUUGAAGGCGACGAUGCUGGGACCCGCACCAGCUUGUACGGUCAGGACACAUCGAAGAAAUCAAAGGCACGGUCCGAAAUGCCAGUCAUACCAAAGGAACCCGACGUCUUCCUUGACGAUACCUCCGCUCAGCUCAGAAAACACUCCGAAAUCGGCCGCCACGAAUCUGCCUCGUCUAUGAAGACCGCGGAAUGCAUCCUCAAUCCACUGGCUGAAAAGUCUCAAGAUACGCUGGCGGCUUCUUAUGCGUGCUCCAAUCAACCCAAACGUCAACCAUCCCCACGCCGCUCCGACGCGGUUGAGGUCGUUGACCCGGCUCCGGUUCGUGCGCACGUCCCGCGAAAAUCGGAUGGGCCAACUUCUCUGCCGCCGCACGCGAAGCGGAUAUUUAGGGCCGAACAACAAGCAGUCGUAGAGGACUCUCCACGUACCAAAGGACGCUUGACAAAUCCUGAGCGCCUGUAUGGGUCGGCAUCCAAGGCAGAGGGUAGCCAUAAUCCGGAUAUGUGGGUGGAACCAAGUUUCAUGCGCAAACGGGCUGCACGUCCUGCUGCCGGCUCCAGCGCUCGGGAAGAUGGUUCGAAGCAACGCGCCCCUCAGACGCCAUCGACGGAGCAUGUCAAUACAUCCGCAGCACGACGGACUUAUUCAGUCGUGCAGGCGCCGGGGUCAUCUUCACGGCCAGGUUCGGAUAGCGUUCCUCACAUAAAUCUGUCAAUGGUACACGCCAGCUCCACGAGAACCCGGAAACGCAACCGACUCUUGGCAACCUCUUCCGACGAGCCCGUAACGGACGCGCGCACACCCCGAUACUAUGCGACUUCCAGCCGAACAUACAAGCGGUUGAAAACCACGGAGUCCAUCGAAUCAGAGCACUCGCCCCUCACAAAUCCACCUCCUGCUCAACGAUCAGACGCCAGACCGAAACUCGGCGGGUUCAAACCUUUCUCAUCAGAACCCUCACAUGCAAAUCCUAGCGAUAUUGGCUGGCCACGUUUGACAGAAAUCUUGCUUACAACGGGUCAAACAAGGACCCGAGAUGCGAAGAGGCACAGAGUUUCGUGA